AUAAUAUAUCAAAUAUCAGUGCCCUUAUUUCACAACUUGACUUAAGUGGGUUGGGUCUCUUGGUCAAAUUUUUACUGGAAAUUUCAGAGGUCGACUUCAUUAACCAUAAUUCGUAUAAAAUCCCACAUACCAUUGCAUAUGUUUUUGCUUCUCCAAAACUUGUGAUUGAUUAGCUUUAUGCAAAUUCCAUUUUCUAGAGAGAGAAAGAGGAGAGAGAGAGAGAUGGAUAAAGCAAUGAACAGACAGAGGGUUCUGCAGCAUUUGAGACCCAAUUCUUCUGUUUCUUCUUCCAGUUAUGAAUCUGCUGCUCUUUCUCUGGAGAUAGUGCUGCCUACCAUAGAACAGCUGCUUUUGGAGACGAUGUAGUGAUUGUGGCUUGAGUGAUUCAAACUGACUGAUAAAGUUAUUUAAUUUUUGCUACUUUUUGUGUCUUUGUAUAAAAUUUAUAGCAAAGUUUAUAACUUUAUAGCUUUUCUGUAUUAAAUCUUGCUGUAAAAUCAUGUUAAAUAGAGCGUAUCGGACUGCCAUUUCCAGGCAAAGCAAGGCGGUUUUAAGGAUACUUUACCUGAUGCUUUACUGGCACCUGUUUUAAAGUAGAGUGUUGAUGCUUUGCACGAUGAUGUUGGGAGGAAUGAUUGCUUCCGAACCAAAUGCCAAAGAGAAAGGAGUCUCAUUGGUCGCUCAUCUUUUGGUGGUGCGAUAUGCCCAUAAACAUCCGGGGAGUUCAUUUGGCCAUUUUCCCUUUUUGUCGGUGAGGGAUUUCUUGAGGCAGUCGAGGAUCGUCUUGUUUGAUGUUUGGAGGCCUUUUUUUGUAUUAACUUUAGCUUAUAGUGUUAUGGUUCCCAUCAGAACAGUCAACAGGCAAUGUUCAUCAGGCCUUGAGGCAGUUGCUGAUGUAGCUGCUUCUAUAAAAGCAGGAUAUUAUGAUAUCAGUGAGAAAAUACUCUUGAUUAUCCAUCUAUUCUAGCUGCUAGGUGUUCUCCAUCAGUGGACUUGAUCUUUAUUUUGAAUACGGGCAUUGCUGCUGGAUUGGAGUCCAGGACGGUUGAUAAACUUGACAGAUUCCGUAAAAUUAACCCUAAAGUGGAUAUCUUUGCACAAGCCCACAACUGCCUUCUUGCUGUGGGCAUUACUUCUGAAAAUGUUGCCCAACGUUAUGGUGUGACUCAGAAGGAGCAGGACAGAGCUGCUGCGAGUUUUUUUAUCUGUUAUAACAUCUAUUAACUGUUGGAUAAACCGGUAAUGCUGAAGCUGUAAUUUAAUGAAUUAUGUGAGUAGGUUGAAUCACAUAGGCAUGCUGCUGCAGCUUCCGCAUCUGGUAAAUUCAAAGAUGAAAUUGUCCCUGUAUCAACUAAGAUAAGUAUAAAAAUGUUCCCCGUUUAGUUUGUGGAAAGUCUUAGCAUAAGUACAAUUGUAUUUAUUUUCUUGUAAUUGGUUAUUUGUAUCAUCAGAUUGUGUACCCAAAUACCGGAGAGGAGAGGCCUGUUACAAUUUCUGUGGAUAAUGGUAUCCGACCAAAUACAAACAUGAACGAUUUGGCAAAACUAAAGCCUGCAUUUAAACGAGAUGGUUCUACAACUGCAGGAAAUGCUAGCCAGGUGAGUGAUGAUGCUGGAGCAGUCCUCCUCAUGAAAAGAAGUUUAACUAUGCAGAAGGGACUUCCUAUUCUUGGUGUUUUCGGGAGUUUUGCUGCCAUUGGUGUGGAUCCCGCUGUCAUGGGAGUAGGUCCAGCUGCUGCAAUUCCUGUAGCAGUGAAAUCUGCUGGUCUUGAGCUUGAUGAUAUUGAUCUGUUUGAGAUAAAUGAGGCAUUUGCAUCUCAAUAUGUUUGUUGUUGCAAGAAAUUGGAGCUUGAUCCUGAAAAAGUCAAUGCUAAUGGAGGCGCUAUUGCUCUAGGCCAUUUAGGCGCUACAGGUGCUCGUUGUGUAGCAACUGUCCUGAAUGAAAUGAAGCGUCGUGGCAGGGAUCACAGCUUUGGUGUUACCUCCAUGUGCAUAGGCUCAGGUAUGGAGGCUGCUGCAGUUUUUGAAAGAGGGGAUUCAGUUGAUGAGCUAUGCAACGCUAGAACUGUAUAAAGCAACAAUCUUGUGUCAAACGAUGCUAAAUAAACACUUGUUUAAAGCAACAAUCUUGCAGGUUUCUUCCUGUUAUGCUUUUUAUAUUAUGGACUUUGUCUCGUUAAUUGUC
This is a messenger RNA of Malus domestica (apple), 2184 nucleotides long. Its product is annotated as 3-ketoacyl CoA thiolase 1, peroxisomal-like. Gene Ontology annotation, cellular component: peroxisome. Gene Ontology annotation, molecular function: acetyl-CoA C-acyltransferase activity. Gene Ontology annotation, biological process: fatty acid beta-oxidation; phenylacetate catabolic process. The record is from RefSeq and is a predicted model, not a curated record. NCBI's taxonomy places the organism in Eukaryota, Viridiplantae, Streptophyta, Magnoliopsida, Rosales, Rosaceae.